Telopea speciosissima is the source of this 1707-nucleotide messenger RNA. Its product is annotated as glycosyl hydrolase 5 family protein-like. The coding region runs from base 15 to 1637 and encodes 540 amino acids. The record is from RefSeq and is a predicted model, not a curated record. The transcript has 3 exons. NCBI's taxonomy places the organism in Eukaryota, Viridiplantae, Streptophyta, Magnoliopsida, Proteales, Proteaceae. Gene Ontology annotation, molecular function: hydrolase activity, hydrolyzing O-glycosyl compounds.
UCCAUACACAGAAGAUGCUAAGUAUAGCCCUGCAAAGCUUUCUCUUAAUUCCGUUAUUGUUCUUUGGAUCUCUUGGUUUGGGUAAUUCAUUGUCACUCUCAACAAGUGCUAGAUGGGUUGUGGACAUGGCUUCUGGUCGUCGCGUGAAGCUAAGCUGUGUGAACUGGGUUGCCCAUAUGCAACCCAUGGUAGCAGAAGGGCUUGACAAGAAGCCAUUACAAGAUAUUGCUUCUAAGGUGGCUUCACUUGGCUUCAAUUGUGUACGCCUCACAUGGGCAACCUACAUGUUCACUCGUACACAACCUGUGAAGUUCACUGUUGCUCAAUCACUCAACUCUUUAGGCCUUGGAGAAGCAGCUAUAGGUAUAGUUAGCAACAACCCCUCUCUGUUCAAUCUCACCUUACUGCAAGCCUAUGAUGCCGUCGUCGACCAGCUUGGCACAAAUGGCCUUAUGGUGGUGCUUGAUAACCAUGUUAGCCGGCCGCAGUGGUGCUGUGGUGACAACGAUGGAAAUGGGUUCUUUGGUGAUACUUAUUUUGACCCAGAGGAAUGGCUACAAGGAUUGGACAUUGUAGCUAAACGGUUUAGUGGUAAAUCUCAGGUAGUUGGGAUGAGCAUUCGUAAUGAGCUACGAGGGCCAAGACAAAGCGAGACAGAUUGGUACCGGUACAUUAGACGUGGAGUGAAAAAGAUUCACAAGGCAAACCCAAAUGUGCUUGUGAUUGUUUCAGGGUUGAAUUAUGAUACAGAGUUGAGCUUCUUGAAGGGAACUCCUUUAGGAGUUAACUUGGAUAACAAAUUGGUCUAUGAGGCACAUUGGUACUCAUUUAGUGAAGGAAACCGUCUAGUCUGGAAGACACAACCACCAGGGCAGGUGUGUGCUGAUGCUAUCAGAAGACUUGAAGACAGAGCAGGCUUUGUGAUGGAGGGAGACAACCCAGUCCCUAUGUUCAUCAGUGAAUUUGGUGUGGACCAAACAGGUGAGAACCCAGCUGAUAAUAGAUUCUUGAGCUGCUUUCUUGCCUUUGCAGUGGAAAGAGAUAUGGAUUGGGCUAUGUGGGCUCUGCAAGGAAGUUAUUACCUGAGGAAUGGGCAAGCUGGGUUUGAGGAAACAUAUGGUGUGUUAGAUGGAAAUUGGGACCAGACCAGGAAUCCAAAAUUUCAAGAAAGGUUUAGGCUCCUGCAAGAGAUUAUCCAAGAUCCGAGAUCUGAUACUCCAACAUAUCACAUUAUUUUCCAUCCACUAAGUGGCCUGUGUGUCCGAGUGAACGAGAAUAACAGUGUUGAAGCAAGUGAUUGUCGAGACCGGAGCCACUGGAGUUACGAGGGAGGCCAAGCUCCAAUCAGAUUGUUGGGUACAGGCCUUUGUUUGGGUGUCACGGGGGAUGGACUUCCAGUGACUCUCUCAUCUACCUGCUCUAGUGAACAGAGCAACUGGAGCAUAGUUUCAAGCUCCAAGCUACAUGUAGCUGCCAAGGAUGUGGAGGGAAGAGCUUUAUGCCUGGAGAUCAAUUCUUCCAACUCUUCAACAAUUUUGACAAGCAAGUGUGUUUGCUCCAUAGAUGAUAACAAUUGUGAUGAGAAUCUUGAAACUAAAUGGUUUAAACUUAUUCCCACAAAUCUAAAACUAAAUUGAUCUUUUGUCCCGCGAGGGUUUCUCCUGUCGCAUAGUCAUGUGAGAAUUGUAAUUGUAGAAUCUAGAAAAG